AUGAGCUAUACAAAUCUGUCUGUGGGCUCUGGAAGUAGAACAGCUAGAAGGACAUUUGAGUUUGGGAGGACAUAUGUGGUGAGGCCUAGAGGGAAACAUCAGGCAACAAUAGUUUGGCUGCAUGGCCUUGGCGAUAACGGCUCGAGCUGCUCACAACUUUUGGAAAGUCUUCCCCUUCCAAAUGUAAAAUGGAUAUGUCCUACUGCUCCUAGUCGCCCAGUGGCAAUGCUUGGUGGAUUUCCUUGCAAUGCAUGGUUUGAUGUGGGAGAGCUUUCUGAAAAUGGUCCCGAUGAUUUGGAAGGUUUAGAUGCUUCAGCAGCACAUAUUGCAAACUUAUUAUCUACAGAGCCUUCUGAUGUUAAGCUCGGAAUUGGAGGCUUCAGCAUGGGUGCUGCAAUAGCCCUCUAUUCUGCGACUUGCUUUGCUCAUGGAAAAUAUGGAAAUGGCAAUCCUUACCCUGUUAACUUAAGGGCUGUUGUUGGUCUUAGCGGGUGGCUUCCUGGUGCUAGCAAUGUGAGAAACAGGGUCGAAGGAUCGCAUGAGGCUGCAAGGCGUGCCGCAUCUCUUCCCAUUUUGCUCUGUCAUGGACUUUGUGAUGAAGUGGUCCCUCAUACACACGGAGAGAAGUCCUUCAACACCUUGAGCUUAGCCGGAUUUCGUAACGUAGUGUUUAAACCAUAUGAUGGGCUUGGUCAUUAUACCGUGCCUAAUGAGAUGGACGAGGUCUGCAAUUGGCUGAAUACGAGUCUCUCGAUAUAUAUUGACGUUUGCCUCUCUUUCCAUUUUGCUCCAGCUCUCACUCUUGGAAAAAUUCUCUUCACCUACGCAAUCUUCCAAUUCAAAAUCUCUUGCUCCGCUUCCACUGAAACGGAUCGGAUCUCAGUCUUGGCGCGUUGA
This is a messenger RNA of Fraxinus pennsylvanica, 897 nucleotides long. The record is from the annotation of a GenBank genome assembly. Lineage: Eukaryota; Viridiplantae; Streptophyta; Magnoliopsida; Lamiales; Oleaceae.